Rhinocladiella mackenziei CBS 650.93 is the source of this 2796-nucleotide messenger RNA. RefSeq lists its product as uncharacterized. The coding region runs from base 1 to 2796 and encodes 931 amino acids. Gene Ontology annotation, cellular component: membrane. The transcript is spliced from 2 exons. Lineage: Eukaryota; Fungi; Ascomycota; Eurotiomycetes; Chaetothyriales; Herpotrichiellaceae. The record is from RefSeq and is a predicted model, not a curated record. Gene Ontology annotation, biological process: phosphate ion transport; polyphosphate metabolic process; monoatomic anion transmembrane transport. Gene Ontology annotation, molecular function: phosphate transmembrane transporter activity.
AUGCGCGGGACGCAGCCUCGCAGCCCUAUCGGCGUCCAGUCCCAUAGUACUCGUCCCUUUGUGUCAGAUUCUCCCACUCGAGCCGGUCCCUCUAUCGAACUCGCCACCUUUGGCCACAGCCAAAAGGAUUCUGAGGCUGGGAAAGAUAAAGAGGCAAGGUGGCUGAACAAGCGACUUCACAAACUUCAAGACCUCGCAGAAAGAGAAGAGAUGAAGUUUUCACACAGCAUACAAUUUAAUGCCGUUCCGGACUGGAGCAGCAACUACAUCUCCUACAGCAAUCUGAAGAAACUUAUCUACACCCUUGAAAAACAAAUCAACAAGCCACCCGGUGAAGAGCACGAUGAGGAAAGCACAGCUCUCAUUGGAGGAUCGCUGGAUCCAGACACCACAUUCAAACGCAUGCUCGACUCCGAAUUGGACAAAGUAUGCUCCUUUUACAGAUUGAAAGAACUCGAGAUCUUUGGCGAACUUGACCAGCUCUUGAAAGAUGCGGAGCAUUACAAAGCCGAAACUCAUGACGUGGACAUGGAUGAUGUGGUUGAGAGUGAGAAUCGACGCAAAUUCAUAAGAUCUCAAAGUAUAUUCAAUGUGCCUUUUCGGCGGAAGAGGAGGUCCUCGACUAUGAGCGUGAGCGUUGAAGAGCCGGAGUUAGAGGAUGACAGCGAUAGUGACGCGGAAGACAAUGUAGCCAUGCUCAAGAAGAGGCCGUCGACGAGGAAGAGAAGCAAAAGCACCUGGGACGGAUCUGAACAUUCGGCCAUGACAGAAUCACGGGAGGAUUUUCGAGCUCCAGACUCGCCAACGCUUCUUAGGGGGAGACCUAGUCUGGCUAUGGAGUUGGAAGCUUCUGAGCCUGGUCAAAUGUCGGCGCUGUAUGAUUCCGCCAUCAAUCUGAAGAAGAGGACGAUCAGUCUGUAUGUGUCGCUGUGCGAGCUGAAGUCUUUCGUCCAACUUAAUCAGACCGGCUUCAAAAAGGCAGCCAAGAAGUACGACAAGGUGUGUAAUCGAGAUAUCAGGAAAGACUACAUGGAGAAGGUGGUCAACCCGUCAUACCCUUUUCUGGAGAGCACGGUGGCGCACCUUGAAGAAAACAUUUCCAAAGUUGAAAAAGUCUACGCCGACGUCGUCACCAAGGGAGAUCAUAAUAUGGCAAGAAGGGAACUCCGACUUCAUCUUCGAGAACACGUUGUCUGGGAGAGGAAUACCGUUUGGCGAGAGAUGAUUGGAAUCGAGCGUAAGGCGCAGGCAGCCAACUUGGGCAUUCGACAGACCCUUCUGGGAGGAGCGCAGGAUCCUUCAAAGGCACGAUUGCUAGGCGAUCGAGACACACCCGAAACGAAGGAAAUCGUAACCCCUAUUGGUCGAUACAGGUGUCCGAAGUGGUUGUUCAGCUCGUCAUUCCUUGCUCUCGUCGGCAUCCUGGCUAUCUUCUUGGCCCUGCUUGUCGUUCCAAUCAUGAAGAAAGCAGAACAGCAGAAUUGUCUGGCCAUGUUGGUUUUCGUCUCAUUGCUCUGGGCCACUGAAGUGAUUCCUCUCUUCGUCACCUCCUUGCUGGUUCCAUUCUUGGUGGUCGUUCUUCGAAUCAUGCGGUCGGGCGACAAACCACAUGAGCGACUGGAUUCGAAAGCAGCUACCAGGGUCGUGUUUGCUGCCAUGUGGACACCCGUCAUCAUGUUACUGCUAGGUGGCUUUACCAUUGCCGCCGCCCUGUCCAAAUAUCAUAUUGCCAAGAUGAUGGCGACCUUCAUCCUCAGCAAGGCCGGCACAAAGACUCGUACAGUCCUCAUUACAAACAUGUUUGUGAGCAUGUUCUUGAGCAUGUGGAUUUCAAAUGUCGCAGCUCCUGUGUUGUGCUUCAGCAUCAUCCAACCAAUGUUGCGCAAUUUGCCCUCAGACAGCAGUAUGUCUAAAGCUCUGAUCUUGGGUAUUGCCCUGGCAUCCAACAUUGGAGGAGCUGCCUCACCAAUCGCUUCACCACAGAAUAUUAUUGCGUUGCAGAACAUGAAGCCCAACCCCAGCUGGGGUGUGUGGUUCUUCGUCGCCUUGCCCGUUUGCAUUUUCAGCAUCAUUCUCAUUUGGCUCCUUCUUCUCAUCUCGUUCAAACCUGGAAAAGGUGCAACAAUCGUUCCUAUCAGACCGAUGAAAGACCGCCUCAACGGCGUACAAUACUUCAUCAUCAUCGUCACCUUGAUCACCAUCAUCCUUUGGUGCACUUCGCAUCAACUGGAAGGUAUUUUCGGUGAUAUGGGUGUUAUCGCGAUUAUUCCGAUGGUCCUCUUCUUCGGCACCGGCAUCCUGACGAAAGAAGAUUUCAACAACUUCCUCUGGACAAUCAUCAUCCUUGCCGCGGGAGGUUUGAGUCUCGGCCACGCAGUCUCCUCAUCGGGUCUCCUACACACCAUCGCUAAAGGCAUCACGGAUCGUGUAGCAGACCUCUCGAUCUACGGUGUGCUCAUCGUCUUCGCGGCACUUAUUCUCGUCAUCGCUACCUUCAUUUCUCAUACUGUCGCCGCGCUCAUCAUCCUCCCGCUUGUCCAACAGGUCGGCGCCAAUAUGAAUGAACCGCACCCCAAUCUCUUGGUCAUGGGUAGUGCCCUAAUGUGUUCAGCUGCCAUGGGUUUGCCGACGAGUGGAUUUCCCAAUAUGACCGCAAUUAUGAUGGAAGUCCCCGAGACAGGCGUCCGGUACUUGCAAGUCAAACAUUUCCUGACCCGCGGCAUCCCGGCGUCCGUCAUCACUUUUGGCGUCGUCGUCACCGUCGGAUAUGGCUUGAUGAUGGUUGCGGGCCUUUAA